AUGGCAAAAUUAAUCAAUAGGAGAGCGUUUGGCCCAAAUUCAGGCUCCAGCUCAUCUAAGAAUAAUACUUGGAGUAGCAUAAAGGAGUCAUUAGUUGACAAAGAGAGCAAAGUUGAUAACAAAUACUUCCUAAACAAGUUACGACUGGAACUGACUCGAAAAAGUAUGAUAAGGAGCGGGAAAGAUGGCUAUAUGAACUUCAAUGAUUCCCCCUUCUCACCUGUUCAAGCCAAGAUUUCCAACUCAACAUUAGGAGAUAAUGAGUUCAUUAACAGUCUGAACUAUCUACAGUUAAUUAGAAAUUGCAAAAAGCGCAUAAAGCAUCGCCUGGCUAAGCUAGGUCCUUCCCGAAAGCAUGUUCUUAAUCUUCAGCAGGAUUUCAAGGGCUAUAUUUAUGACAAAUUCAUUGCUCCAAUUAAAAUGAAACAUUUAAGCCUGGAAGCCAAUGCUUAUCUUGUCCUAAUGAAUGAUCGAGGGUAUUAUAAAGAACUCUGCAAGCUUAAUGUCCAUAAUAAAAAGUCAAUGCGAAAGAAUAAGCGUCUUCGAUCUAGUAUUAAGCCUGAAGAUCUUCAAGCUGUGUUCUAUAGGAACCCCAAAGCAGUCGAUAAGGAGAAAAAUCAGCUGAAAGAGUUCAAAAAGGUCCUUCAUGAUAAAGCUUAUAAAGAGAAAUUGCUAAAGGAAGGAGAAAGCAACCCAUUUUUGCCUAAUUUUAGCCAGUUUAAAACUGAAACGAAUUCUCACUCCUCGAGUAUAUCCCAUCCAGUUGGAGUAGGAUUAAUGCAUACUAAGAGCUUUAAUAGUGAAGUUCCAAGAUUUUCACAGUCUAUUAAAGUUCAGGACGAUCGAAAAGAAACAAAAUAUUCGAAUUUGCCCAUGCAAAGCAUCGUUGAAACUAAUAUUAAGAAGAAAAAGAGGAGUAAGAAGCAAGAAACACUCAAGGAGAGGCAUUUUAAGUCAGUUGAUGAGAACAAAAAGAAGCCUAUCUACCCAUCUGUCUUCUUUGUCGUCUCAAAAAGCUCCAAGUCUCCAGUCGUAAACCGAUUUAAUCUGAGAAAGAAGUCUAUAGCUAUCAAGAAAGUAGUGCUAACAGACGUUUUUAAAUCAAUGAUGGCUAAGAAGGAUAAGUUUAAAGCAAUAAAUAGCUUAAAGAUAGAUACAAAAUCUCUGAAAUCACCGCUAGGGCUCUACUCACCUAAGGUGACUCAGUAUACUGCAGAUGGUGUACCCAAGAAGCUCCUUAGUCCUUCUACCGUUAUAAAGCACAAACGUAAAAUCCGGAGCCCAGACCAAGGUCACAGAAUCAGAGGAAUAGAAGAAAGAUGCUUUACCACUAAGCAGAAUAAAAGGGCCAGAAGGGCUAAAAACAUCACUACGUUAUCCAAAAAUUCUGACAUCUUAAACUUGGAUAUAAAGGAUGUUCAGACCCAGUUUGCGGCUAAAAUUAGAAAAUCAUUAAUUGAUGCCUCUUUAUAAGUAAUUCGUUAAAUAAAAUCUGGUACCUUCAGUUCUUCAUAGAGGAUGGUAUGUUUCCAGAAUUGGUUUUUGCCUGACCAGAGGCUUGCAAGAUAAAAAGAGCCUGAAUAAACAUAUU
Moneuplotes crassus is the source of this 1591-nucleotide messenger RNA. NCBI's taxonomy places the organism in Eukaryota, Ciliophora, Spirotrichea, Euplotida, Euplotidae. The record is from the annotation of a GenBank genome assembly.